GUCUCUUCACGCGGCUCAGCCGAGUCAUGUAGGCCUUAGGCUUCGCAAGCAUCCACACCUGCCAUGCGGUAUAUCACCUUAAGGGUAGAACGGCCUCUAGACCACGAGGUACGGAAGAUUUGGCCGACCUCGUUCGUAUCCUGCGCCGCAUGCUUUCUGUCCGAAAGCUUAUGAUUUCAACGGCUCUACAUUCUAGUGACUGAAUACUCCUCUGAGCUAUUACUCCUCCACAUCCAUUCCAGACCCUUCCGAGGAGAGCGACACCAUGGACGAACUCAGCGCCAUGCUUGGCGAGAUGCUCAAAGCAUAUCCGGAUCCAAGUGGUCCACGACCUAUUGCGAACUAUCCUGCAACAAUGUAUGGAGUCACGAUCACAUUUCACCUAUUGAGUUGGGUUGCAGUGGGCUUUCGUCUUCACACACGCAUCAGAGUCGUUCGUGAGCCAUGGUGGGAUGACCUCUUCGUCCUCCUAGCGUCAAUCGUCAACUUGGUCUCUGUGAUAGGAUUCCUAGCGGGCACCAAGUAUGGCCUUGGUCAUCACCUUAUCUACGUUAUCAACACCCUUCCGGUCAUGAUGAAGUACCUCUAUGUCACCAACGCUGCCUACCACACGACCACCUUUCUCAUCAAGGUCUCACUGCUAUUGCAAUACCUUCGCCUCUUCAGACAAGGUAUCCUGCGUUACAUCUGUAUGAUCCUAUUGUUCAUUGUAGCCUGCUGGGGUCUUGCAUUCUCCUUCCUCGCCUGGUUCCCUUGCCUGCCAGUAUCUGGGUUCUGGCACCGAACUGCCCAGUCAAAGUGCUAUGGAUUCGGCUACCGCACCAUGGACGAAGCCAAGAUUACACUGUACAUCUUUGCAGGAACGAACAUGUUCUUCGACGUUGUCAUCUUCCUCAUCCCGCUCACUGAGUUCUUCAGGCCGGGACUCAGGAAGAAGCAGAUACUGGCGAUGAUCGGACUGUUUGCUGUGGGCUUCCUGGUCGUGCUCAUGGCUGUUCUCCGUCUCUGGAGCACAUUCAAGCAUAGCGCGGAGGCCAUGAAGGGCUUUGAUUUCACUUGGUGGUACCCCGAGGUCUUGAUCAUCUCAUGCCUAGAAGUCGACUUUGCCAUCAUAUGCGCCUCGAUGCCCAUCUUCUGGCCGAUAGUGGUGACUAAUUGGAAUGCAAUAUUCGUCACAAAGGAGGUUCACAUCACACACCAAGAUCGAGUACAGGGCUUCGAAAUGGGUCGACCAACUUCGUUGAAAAGCACUGCUAGUCAAGAAGGUCUGACAAAGCUGCCGAGCGGAGAGCAGAAGUCGUAUUACUACAAUGACUUCGGAGAAGAAGCAAGCACAGGGAAAAGCCCCGCGUUGACGGUGAGCGAAGAGGUCGCACCAUCGAGACGCAUGGUAUGAGCAAAUUAAAGUCCACUUACCUCUACCGAAUGAC
Messenger RNA from Didymella exigua CBS 183.55, 1430 nucleotides. RefSeq lists its product as uncharacterized. The transcript is spliced from 4 exons. The coding region runs from base 266 to 1396 and encodes 376 amino acids. The record is from RefSeq and is a predicted model, not a curated record. Lineage: Eukaryota; Fungi; Ascomycota; Dothideomycetes; Pleosporales; Didymellaceae.